GAGUGCCUGCGUGGAACUCCAACUCGGAGUUGCAGUAGAUGAUAGGUCGUACAACAUUUUCCUCUCUGAAGUCCGACUUACAAAGUUACAAUCCCCACAAUGCAAACCCUAAUUUCCGUAAAUCCUAUUAAUUAUUCAAAUCCUAAAUUCUCACCCGCAAAAUUUCUCUUUGAUUUUCCCUCACUUUCUCGGGAAAGCCGAAGCCUUUUUCGUUUUACACGCCGAAAAUGGCUUCAAAGCCACGAAACCCACAUCAUUUGCUCUGCAAGCGCUUCUUGUACCUCCGCCUCAGCGAGUUACGGCGGGUGGGACGAGCUGAAACUCGUCAGCGACUCGGAGCGCUCCGGUGAGUCGGAUCAGUUUCGUAAUUUCCUGGUUUCUGUAGGGAUCGAUGAUAGAAAGCACAUAUUUGUGUUUCUUUUGGGGCUUGUGUGUGCCUUGGCCAUUUCUAGGGUUAGGGUUUCUUCGAUUGUUGUGUUUCCAGCUUCUGUUUUGGUUUUUGCUUUUGGGUUUUCGUUUGGGUUUGUUCGUGGUGGGAGUUUCAGUGAGGUGAGUGUAAAUGGAGGUAAGAGAAAGGCAAAAGAGGAAAACUUUAGGGUUUAUACUGAGAAAUUGAGGAACUUGGUGAAUUUUUUUGAUCGUUUUGAUGUAAAGGUUAAUAAUUUAAAGAAUGAUAUACAAAAAGCUAUUGAUAAUAAUGAAAUUACAGUAGGUGAUUUGGAAAAUUAUGUAAAUGUGACGGAAUCGAUUAGUUUAUCAGCUUUGAAUGCGAGGAAUGUUGUUGAGGCUUCUAUUGAUAAUGUGGGGAACUCUAAUGUUGUGUUAGUGGAGAACCAGAAGCCAAGUAGAAGAAAGAAAGAGCUUGGUGAAAUUGGGUUUGAGUUGUUGCAAUCUGUUUCAGGUUUGUUUGGAGAGAACUUGGUUGGUUCUAAGCCUAAUAAAGUGAAAGAUAACGGCAAGCUUGAGACUGUAGAGAGCGUUGUAAAUGAUCAAACUCAGGCAAAUAUUUCGACUUCUACAGCUGACGAAAGUGAUUUCAAUUUAGUUAAUAAUAAUAAAGGAAAUGGCAGUUUGAAUGCAUCUCGAAAUUCAUCAAAUAAAACUGCUUUGGAUGAGGAUGAAGGUAGACGAAUACAAAUUGGCUCAGAAUACGGGAGAAUUGGUUCAGGGGAGAUGGGCGGCAGUGCUAAAGGGUUUAUGGACGGCAGAGAGUAUAGUUACCGAAAUAACAGUUUGCGGUUUACAAAUAAUCGUAGUUUUUCGUUGAAGAUGGGUCGUGAUAACAAGACUGAGAUGUGGGAAUCUCAAGAUAAUUUGUUUAACUCUGAGGAGUUUAGAGUUAGUAUGAAACAUAUGGGAACUGAAGCAUCCUUUGUGGAAGAACAGAUGCUUAAGAAAUCCAGUGAAGCUUACCAGACUUCUCUAAACAAGGAGAAGAGCGACAAUGAGACUUACAGGUUUCAAUUUAGAGAAGAUAGGUUUAAUCAGGAAGACGAUUCCCAUAUGACUAAUCUCCUGUCUUCACAGGAGGGUGAGGUUGGUUCCUCUUCAUCUCCAAAGGUUUCAGAUGAUGUGAUGUUUGAUAGGUAUCUUACAGAAGCGAAUGGCCUUCUGCAACAAGCAAAGGAGUUUUUAAGGAGUAGGCAUGAUGAAGAGCGUGUGGAGAUCAUAUUGUACAGGUCCGCCAAUUUACUCUCCAAAGCCAUCGCUUUGAAGCCAAUGAGUUUGUUGGCUGUUGGCCAAUUAGGCAAUACCUAUCUUCUUCAUGGAGAACUAAAAUUGAAGAUCACUCGUGCAUUGAGAAGAACUCUUCUUUCCGGACAUGGUCCCUUACCUAUUGAGAGACAAAAUGGAGUACUUAAGCAACUAGAUGAUCGAAUCACUAGUAAAGAUGAAAUUGCAUCUGUCCUUGUUAAUGUGUGUGAAGAGUGUGAAGAACUUCUUGUGGAAGCUGGCAGAAAAUAUAGGCUGGCAUUAUCAAUUGAUGGGAACGAUGUAAGGGCACUAUACAAUUGGGGCCUUGCUCUCUCCUUCCGUGCACAAUUAAUUGCAGAUAUUGGACCGGAAGCUGCUUUUGAUGCUGACAAAGUGUUCUUGGCAGCAAUUGAUAAAUUUGAUGCUAUGAUGUCAAAAGGCAAUGUUUAUGCACCUGAUGCUCUGUUCAGAUGGGGUGUGGCUUUGCAGCAAAGAUCUCGCUUACGGCCGAGUAAUAGUAAAGAUAAGGUCAAGCUACUGCAGCAGGCAAAGAGGCUAUAUGAAGAUGCACUCCAGAUGGACACCAACAAUCUCCAAGUAAGAGAAGCCCUAUCAACAUGUAUAUCUGAGCUUAGCUUCAGGCACUACUAGUCAGUUUCAACGAAAGAAUGAACUCAAUCUUCUCAUUACUGCAUCACUAUUUGCGCGUGUAUUCUAUUUUCCAUCUUUUGAGUGCAAAAUGCAGUGAUGGAUAGCCUCUUCCAUAAAGGUUGUAUCCAAUCUCCCACUUUUGUGGGGUCUAGAAGAGGAGAUUGGUUCAGAUAGCCUCCUUCCAUCCUCACAUAAUAUUAAGAAUAACGUUGAUGUAAAAUGUAAAAGAAAUCCUUUCUUCUUGCUCUCUUUACCAGCAAA
Messenger RNA from Quercus robur (English oak), 2607 nucleotides. RefSeq lists its product as uncharacterized. Gene Ontology annotation, molecular function: protein binding. The record is from RefSeq and is a predicted model, not a curated record. The transcript is spliced from 3 exons. NCBI's taxonomy places the organism in Eukaryota, Viridiplantae, Streptophyta, Magnoliopsida, Fagales, Fagaceae. The coding region runs from base 100 to 2346 and encodes 748 amino acids.